AUGGCGACCUUGUAUCCUCCCCCUAGCAAGCGCCAAAAGCUCGCCCAGGCCGACAGGGCCCGCGAGCAGCAAGAACUUGACACCAUCCCCUCCGAUCUGGGCAGUGUCCGAGUUCAAUUCUAUGAUCAAGCAACCGGACAGCCCACCGGGCCUGCAGUCUCCGUCCCAGUCGCCGAUGCCAAUGUCAAGAACCUCGAAACUUUGUUGAACACAUUACAGGGAAAUGAAGAUGAUGAGCGGGUACCGUACCGCUUCGCCUACCACUCUGAAAAAGAAGGGCAAACAAUCGAUAUCCUUCGUGAUGUAUACCACUCUCUCCUUGAGCCUGGAGUCAAGACCACCGAAGACACAGUCUCUCUGUUCUACACACCGCAGGCGGUCUUCCGCGUGAAAGCCGUUUCACGAUGCGCCGCCUCCAUCGCGGGACACGGCGAAGCAAUUCUGGCAACCUCAUUCUCCCCCGUCAACUCCUCCACCAUGGUCUCUGGAAGUGGAGACAACACCGCCCGUAUAUGGGACUGCGACACCGGAACCCCGCAACACACGCUCAAGGGCCACACCAGCUGGGUGCUGGCCGUGGCAUACUCGCCCAAUGGUGCGAUGAUCGCAACGGGCAGUAUGGAUAACACCGUGCGAUUCUGGGAUGCGAAGAAAGGCACUGCCCUGGGUGGUCCGCUCAAGGGCCACUCGAAGUGGAUCACGAACUUGGCUUGGGAGCCAUACCAUGUGCAGGAAUCUGGACGCCCGCGUGUGGCGUCUGCGUCCAAGGACUCCACUGUGCGAGUUUGGGAUGUCGUCUCUCGAGUAAUUGACCAUGUGCUCACGGGUCACAAGUCCUCUGUGACCUGCGUGCGUUGGGGUGGUACUGGCAAGGUCUACACUGCUUCCCACGAUAAGACUAUUAAGAUCUGGAACCCCAAGGACGGUACCUUGCUACAGACCCUCUCGGCUCAUGCCCAUCGCGUUAAUCACCUUGCUCUUUCGACUGACUUCGCUCUGCGCACUUCCUACCACGACCACACCGGCAAGGUCCCUGAGACCGAGGCCGAGAAGAGAACUGCGGCAAAGAAGAAGUUCGAGGAGGCAGCUACAGUGAACAACACCAUCGUCGAGCGAUUGGUGUCCGCCAGUGAUGAUUUCACAAUGUAUCUGUGGGAGCCGUCUACUUCAAACAAGCCCGUUGCACGCAUGCUGGGUCAUCAGAAGGAAGUGAACCACGUUACUUUCUCGCCUGACAUGGCCUACAUCGCCUCGGCUGGUUUCGACAACCACGUCAAGCUUUGGAACGGCCGUGACGGAAAAUUCAUCACGACUUUCCGUGGCCACGUGGGCGCCGUCUACCAGUGCUGUUUCUCCGCCGACUCUCGCAUGCUGGUGUCCUCGUCCAAAGACACCACUCUUAAGAUCUGGGACGUACGCACCGGCAAAUUGCGCAUGGAUCUUCCCGGGCACCGGGAUGAGGUCUUCGCUGUUGACUGGAGUCCCGACGGACAAAAGGUCGGCAGUGGAGGUAAAGACAAGCAGAUUAAGAUUUGGCGAAACUAG
Molecule: messenger RNA, 1545 nt
Organism: Penicillium olsonii
Lineage: Eukaryota; Fungi; Ascomycota; Eurotiomycetes; Eurotiales; Aspergillaceae
Source: the annotation of a GenBank genome assembly